AUGUUUAAAUUGCAAAAUGUACUUUUUCUUCGGAAUAAUUUAUUUGGAUUGAAAUUAGCAAGAAUUAAUGCACAACAACAACAUCAAAUGCAUACAAAAUGUUCUCAACAAGCUUAUACAUGGAAAUCGGAAAUAUUAGCAAAUGAAUUUUCACUAUUGACUGAUGAAAAGAUGAAUUCUGCUCCCUUCCGAUUUAUUCAACCCUUGUUGAGACACUUUUCGGAAAGAGUUAAUAAUAUGGAGAAUGUUGGAGGUUUUAAAGAACCAAUACCUGUUCAAUAUUUAAAUGAUUUGAGUUGUUCAAUGAUGAAGAAUAUUCAAUUUUCAACAAGCAUGACUGAUGAUAGUGAAUGGUUUAGGAAAUUAAAAUUUGUGGAUCAGGACUUUAUUAUGGCCAAUGUAUCGUCCGAAAAAUUGGAAGAAGGGUUUUGGUAUGAGAGGCAUAUUUGUGAAACGAGUCAAGUUCCUACUCGAUUCAAUAAUUUGCACGAUUUUUAUGGGUUUCUGAUAUGGAUGACCUUUCCAAAGACAAAGAGAUUGUUCAAUUUGUUGCAUAAUCAAAACAUGUUGGAGAGGGAUAAUCCACAUUGUAAGAAGAGAUCACCCACACAAAAUUUCCUUACACUUUUUGAUGAGUGUGGUGUGUUGGUGUGUAUUGAGGAAAAUCAUUUCGAGGAGUUGAAGAGUUUGCUAUACAACAUGGAAUUUAAAGAACUAUUUUGGAAGAGGAGAGAGGUAGUGGAGGAAAACAUGCUGUUUAUCAAUUUUGGACAUUCAAUAUUGGAAAUGCUUACAAUGAGACCUUACAUUGGAUAUACCACAAAGUUUACAGCCGUACCUGUUAAUUCUGAAACAUGUAAGUCUUUAAUCGCCAACUUUUGUUCACAGAGAUAG
Messenger RNA from Naegleria gruberi, 894 nucleotides. RefSeq lists its product as uncharacterized. Lineage: Eukaryota; Heterolobosea; Eutetramitea; Acrasida; Naegleriidae. The record is from RefSeq and is a predicted model, not a curated record. The coding region runs from base 1 to 894 and encodes 297 amino acids. The transcript has a single exon.